Molecule: messenger RNA, 1233 nt
Organism: Gastrolobium bilobum
Lineage: Eukaryota; Viridiplantae; Streptophyta; Magnoliopsida; Fabales; Fabaceae
Product: purple acid phosphatase 8-like
Exons: 7
Coding region: 63-1034 (323 amino acids)
Molecular function (GO): ferrous iron binding; acid phosphatase activity; ferric iron binding
Source: RefSeq, a predicted model, not a curated record
UAAUAAAUAAAAAGAGCUCAACCCAAAGUUUUUCUUUCUCCAUCUGUCAAAGCUCAGUCACCAUGCGCCUGCUUGUUUUCAUUGCUACCAUAACCCUGACUUUGGCUGUUUCCUCAGCAGUGCUUCAGCGGUUUGAGCAAGCACCUAAACCAGAUGGGUCUCUGAGCUUCUUGGUGGUUGGAGAUUGGGGAAGAAAAGGAGCUUACAACCAAUCUAAAGUUGCUGUCCAGAUGGCUGUUAUUGGAAAGCAAUUGGACAUCGAUUUUGUGAUUUCCACCGGCGAUAAUUUUUACGAGGAUGGCUUGACAGGCAUAAAUGAUCCAGCCUUUGACGAGUCAUUCACCAAAAUCUAUACUGCUCCCAGCUUGCAGAAGCAAUGGUACAAUGUUUUGGGCAACCAUGACUAUAGGGGUGAUGCUGAGGCACAGCUGAGUCCUGUCCUCACAAAACUUGACAAGAGAUGGUUUUGCAUGAGAUCUUAUAUUGUCAAUGCAGAAGUUGUAGAGUUUUUCUUCGUAGAUACUACUCCGUUUGUGGACAAAUACUUUACAGAACCCAAGGAUCAUGUUUAUGAUUGGAGAGGCGUAUUGCCUAGAAGACAAUACAUUUCCAACCUCCUCAAGGAUGUGGAUUUGGCUUUAAAACAAUCACAUGCAAAGUGGAAGAUUGUGGUUGGUCACCAUACAAUUCGAAGUGCUGGGCAUCACGGUAAUACGGUAGAGCUUGUAAAGCAGCUUCUCCCAAUUCUUGAGGCAAACAACAUUGAUCUUUACAUAAAUGGACACGAUCACUGCCUAGAGCACAUAAGCAGUCUUGACAGUGGAAUUCAAUUUUUGACUAGCGGUGGUGGGUCAAAGGCGUGGAAGGGUGAUAUACACUCGUGGAAGAUAGAAGAGAUGAAGUUAUAUUAUGAUGGCCAAGGAUUCAUGUCUGUGCAGGUUACUGAAACUGAACUUGAUGUAGCAUUCUACGAUGUCUUUGGCAAUGUUCUACACAAAUGGAAAACAUCCAAACAACUUCUCUCAACCCUGUGAACAAAGUUCAAAUGCAGUUAUGUACGAAAUAAAUCACGGGUGUAGAAACAAGAAGAAGAAAAAAAAAAAACCAAUUGUGGUGAAUCGUUAAUUGGCUCAUUUGUUUGGGCUUCAGAUUUGAAACUAAGCAAUUGGUUAUGAACUGUUGCGAAAUAUUUACUUACUAGCAAUUUUCACAGCUCAAUACAAUACGGAAUGG